This is a messenger RNA of Brassica oleracea var. oleracea, 744 nucleotides long. RefSeq lists its product as uncharacterized. NCBI's taxonomy places the organism in Eukaryota, Viridiplantae, Streptophyta, Magnoliopsida, Brassicales, Brassicaceae. The transcript has 3 exons. The annotation marks the transcript as partial. The record is from RefSeq and is a predicted model, not a curated record.
UGGAAGAUAAUCUAUGCAAGAGAGGAUCAGUCAUUUCAAGAACCUCCUCGGUCGGAGUCUCUUCUAGAAUCUUUUAUUAUUACCAUCAUCGGGGUCUCGACGGUGGUGUUCCAUUCAAGUGGGAGAUGCAGCCAGGAACGCCGAUCAAUCCCCAGCCGGAAGAAAUAGUUCCUCCGCUUACUCCUCCUCCGGCGCUUCUCAGCCGUAGCCUCACUAAACCCUCCUUCGGAGAAUCUAAUAAACAUUCUCUUUUUCCGGCGAAUCUUAAGCUUUGGAAAUGGAAGAAUCUUCGUAAUAGAUAUUUCUCUAAAUGGUCAAGCCAAAGCAUGCUUAGUCGAGACUAUAAGAAUGCUCGUCACGUUGAUUCGAGCUCUUUCGGUGAAUCAGAGAGAGUUGAGGAGUCUGAGGAUUACAGGUCGAGCUCUUCUUCUUCUUCUUCAUCGUCAUCUUCCUCAAAAGAUCGAAGAUUGGUCAAGGCAUCACCACGCCAAUGAUACCCAUGAGAAUCAAAGCAGUGAGAGUGAGAGAGAGAAAGUAGAUCUGCCUUUGAGUCUGGCGUACGGCCGGCGCGUGAGCGAGCGUGCCGUCGCCGGAGCCCUUCGUUCUUCCGAUAGAGAUAAUCCUCCUGCUUCUCUUUCGCCUUCUCUUCAUGGCCGUCUUGUCGGAGCUUUGGUCCAGUCCCAAUCCGCCGUCGACAACUCGGGGAGUGAACCGUCAUCAUUGGUGGCGCUGCGGCUGGAGUAA